Lampris incognitus (smalleye Pacific opah) is the source of this 1833-nucleotide messenger RNA. RefSeq names its product aldo-keto reductase family 1 member D1-like. The record is from RefSeq and is a predicted model, not a curated record. Gene Ontology annotation, cellular component: cytosol. The transcript has 9 exons. Gene Ontology annotation, molecular function: aldose reductase (NADPH) activity; Delta4-3-oxosteroid 5beta-reductase activity. The coding region runs from base 45 to 1025 and encodes 326 amino acids. Gene Ontology annotation, biological process: bile acid biosynthetic process. NCBI's taxonomy places the organism in Eukaryota, Metazoa, Chordata, Actinopteri, Lampriformes, Lampridae.
UCAAAUACCAAACUCCUGCCGUUGUCCCAGUUAAUCUCAGGGACAUGAGCCUGGCAGCAGGGACUCCCAAGAUCCGGCUGAGGGACGGGAAUCAAAUCCCUCUACUUGGACUAGGCACGUAUGGAGAUCCCAGAACGACCCCCAAAGGCACCACGAAGGAGUGUGUGAAGCUAGCCAUAGAUGUGGGCUACCGGCACAUCGACGGGGCUCUGGUGUAUUUUAAUGAACAUGAGGUGGGUCAAGCCAUUCGAGAGAAGAUUGCCGAUGGGACGGUCAAAAGGAAGGACAUUUUCUAUUGUGGAAAGCUGUGGAACACCUUCCAUCCACCAGAGCUGGUGAGGCCGGCACUGGAGCGGACCCUGGAAGCCCUGAAACUGGACUACGUCGAUCUGUACAUCAUUGAGCUUCCUAUGGCCUUCAAGCCUGGAAUGGAGUUCUAUCCUAAAUAUGAGAAUGGAAAAUACAUCUAUCACCAUACAGACCUCCUUGCAACAUGGGAAGCUUUAGAGGACUGUAAGGACGCGGGGUUGGUCAAGUCUCUGGGAGUUUCCAACUUCAACCGCAGACAACUGGAACUGCUGCUGACUAAACCAGGCCUCCGACACCGGCCAGUCUCCAACCAGGUUGAAUGUCAUCCGUACUUCACACAGCCCAAACUGCUGGAUUACUGUCGUCAGAAUGACAUCGUGAUCGUGGCCUACUGCCCCAUCGGCAGCUCCAGAGAUCCAUCCUGGGUGACUUUAAAAAGUCCUCCUCUGCUGGAAGAUGAGCUGCUCGUGUCCAUCGGGAAAAAGCACAACAAGAGCAGCGCCCAGGUGGCGCUGCGCUUCAACGUGCAGCGAGGCGUGGUGGUCAUUCCCAAGAGCUUCAGCCCCGAGAGAAUCAAACACAACAGCCAGAUAUUUGAUUUCUCGCUCACUGAGGAGGAAAUGAAGGCCAUUGAAGCGCUGAACAAAAACGUCCGUUUUGUGGAACUGCCAAUGUGGAGCGACCAUCCCGAGUAUCCAUUCCAUGAUGAAUAUUAACCUCAUCCUGCUUUGUUUGUGUGGCGUGGAUUAUUUUGUGACAUGGGUAAAUUUCACAUGAGCCCUGCAAACCAUAGCUUCUCUCUGUACGUAUAUCUUACCGGCAUCAAGUACAUCCACGGCCAGCACGGAAUCCGCAUUGUUCCUCUUGGAUCCGAGGUUCGACAAUCGGUCGGAGCCUCCUUUCCAGCACCCUAGAGUAGACUUUCCCAGGGAGGUUGAGCAGUGUGAUGCCCCGAUGAUUGGAGCACACCCUCCUUAUUUGUUCGUAAUAACGCCAAUUUACCCACACCUACACAGUGUGGUCUGGCUGGUCUGGCACGUCAGGAUAUAUACACCAGGUCAGGUCAUGGAUUCAUAACAUUAACUUGUUGUCUGAGUUGGUUUUCAGUGUUAAUAGUCACUCCGGAGUACAGAACCGUGAGUGUGACGUCAUAGCAUAGCCUGUGUAUUGAUAAUGAUAUUGUACAUCUCAAGAGAAAACACUAGAGUGCGCCGCCUCAUAAUGAAUCAGGAACGUUCCGGUCCUGCAGACUGGUUUUUCAUGUCGUCAUCCUCGUGGAGACGCUUUUGGCCUGAGACCAGCCAAACAUUUUAUGCAGUAAACUAAGCAAUAAAUUAUCACUGCCUGUCAAAAAGUAAGAUAAUUAACAAUCCUUCCUAUAUUUUGUAAUCAAUGCAGUAUUCCUCAUUUUCUUCCAUCAUGGCCUAAAUGAAAAACAUUAUUGGAGUGAUAUUUUGGAAUACAGUUAAAUUGUUGAAUUGUUUUGACUCAAAAGUAUGAAAAUAAAAAUGUUCUUCUCUAUUA